Propithecus coquereli (Coquerel's sifaka) is the source of this 750-nucleotide messenger RNA. Its product is annotated as dnaJ homolog subfamily C member 1-like. The transcript is spliced from 4 exons. The coding region runs from base 1 to 615 and encodes 204 amino acids. Gene Ontology annotation, cellular component: endomembrane system. The record is from RefSeq and is a predicted model, not a curated record. NCBI's taxonomy places the organism in Eukaryota, Metazoa, Chordata, Mammalia, Primates, Indriidae.
AUGGUCGAUUUCUGUGAGACCGGCAUUCCAAGUUUUUGCUUUUAUAUUUUGAAACAGGUGACAACCAAAGCCAAGCAACUGAAGGAUUCAGUUACCUGCUCCCCAGGCAUGGUCAGGCUCUCGGAACUCAGGUCCACGGCUCAGAGCGCCCGGCCCGCGAGGACGGCCCCGGCCCUGCCGGACGACAUCAUCACCCAGCGGGAAGAGGCCCAGGGGGCGCUGGAGGAGCAGGACGGCGGCUCGGAGCCGGAGGCGGCGGCCCCAGAGAGCCGGCCCCGCAGGCGGAAGCCGGCCCGGCCGCGGGAGGCGGGGGCGAAGGCGGAGCCCGAGGAGCGGGGCCGCGGCAGGAGGCAGCAGGACUUCGGCGCCGCCGAGCGCAGUGGGUCCAGCGACGAGGACAGCCGCGAGAGAGGGAGCACUCGCGCUGCCGAGGGGCCGUGGACUCAGGGCCAACAGAAGCUUCUGGAGCUGGCGUUACAGCAGUACCCGAAGGGAUCCUCCGACCGCUGGGACAAAAUAGCCAGAUGCGUCCCGUCUAAGAGCAAGGAAGACUGUAUCGCUAGGUACAAGUUGCUGGUUGAACUGGUCCAAAAGAAAAAACAAGCUAAGAGCUGAAUAUUCUGGAAGACGAUGGUCACCUUCAUUUUCCAAAAUGAGUAUUUUAAAAGUCUCAUGCAGAAAUUUGCAUUUUGUACCUCAGUAUUUCUAUACGUCAUGUGCCUUAGUAAAAAAAAUAAAUACUAAACGUUG